This is a messenger RNA of Linum trigynum, 3531 nucleotides long. The record is from the annotation of a GenBank genome assembly. NCBI's taxonomy places the organism in Eukaryota, Viridiplantae, Streptophyta, Magnoliopsida, Malpighiales, Linaceae.
UAACUUUUAUUAAUUGAUAAAGGUUAGGACGCCCGUCCUGUUUACGCACAAAAAAAAAAAUAACAGGCUAGUUAUAGUCUUGUUAUAAUAAAUAUAAUUAAUAGAGUUUAUCUUGUAAGUUUUGUAAUAAGUAUUAUCAAAUAAAGUUUAUUAUUGUGACCGCCAAACUUAACUAUUUUUCUUGCUCAUUCUGAGCUUGCUCCUGUAACCGGCUUUUAGCCUCCAUUUAAUAAACAAUAAACUUUAGACUAUAAUAGAUUAAUAAUUAAAGCUGGUUGUGUAUUCCAAUCUAAGACUCUUAGCAAUGAUUAUUAAUAUGUUCAUUUACUUUUAAUCAGUGUUGAGUCUAGAAAAUAAAAAAAUAAUAAAAAUGCUAAAAAAGAAAUCAAAGAUCAAAGUUGGCGUGGGUGCUUAAGAAGUGAAAAAAAUUUGAAAUUGUACAGUCUAACUUGGAAAAAUAUUGCUUGUGUGAUCGAGCUUUAAAUUUAUAAGUCGAUACACACUCUCUAUUCAAUACUCACUAAGCUAAGUAUAACCUAGUUAGGGUUGUAGUAAAGUGGUUCGGUCAUAUUCCAAAGGAACCCUAAACUUACUAUUACUUCACUCUCAACAAUUAUCUAAUCGAAUCAAAAGGUUGGGUGUUUAAACUAAUCUAAUCUACUCCUAAAUACAAAAUAAACAACCAACCAAGUGGCCGGGUGAUCGCUAGAGAUGAGACGGUUGCCUAAAGUUGAAUCCUCCUAGAUAUGGUUGUCAUGUAGGGUUAAGAGAAUGUGGUGAGUGAGCUCUUUACCAUGGGCAUUUGUGAUUAUCCACACGCCUCGAUCUAGGCUAUCGUAUCCGGGGUUUUAAGAACAUAGCUCAUAUCAAUGGGUACUACCGACUGUCCACACCGAUGUUUAAUCCUGGGUUCUAUCUAGGAAGACAUUCUUACAGAAGGGGUACAGUCGCAUCGUCCACCACAAGAUCCUAUUCAAUCAUCUAACCCUAAUUUGCAAGAUGACACAUACUCGUCUAACCUUAAAACUCCAUACCCAGCGUAGAAGCUCAAGUAAGUUAGAAGAGAAUAUUAGGGCGACUUACCCAAGCACAAUUUAAUCUAGAGAAGCAAUGAAAUCAGCUAGAUAAACAUAUUCAUUCAAAACCAAACUCGAUCUUCUUUUCCUUGCUUGCACCUUUCUUCUUGCUCCUUGAGUGGACUGGAUAUUCAACUAAACUCUCCUUUAAAAACAACCCAAAACCCUUCUUUUCCUUGCUUACACCUUUCCUCUAUAAAAACAACCCAAAACCCUAAAUUUCUCACUCUAGGGCAGCUCUCCUUUAAAAAGUGCAGCAAGAUGGGUAUUUAUAGAAAGCUGAGGGUGGUCAAGGCGUGACACGAUGGUCAAGGUCGUGACCACCUGGAACAUCUCUGAAUCGCUCAAAGCAACGCGUUUUGAUUUCAUCUUUAAGGUCCAAGAUCGCGGUCGUGAUCUGUGUGUCCCUGACGCUAUCUUUAUUGCGGUCAAAGUGCACCAUGUCCGUAAUUCGAUUGGGGAAACUUUCUGCCUUCUUCUUGGGUGCCUGCUGAAGUCUGCGGUUACUGUUCUCGAUCAAGAUCCUUAGCCCGCGAACCAGUGCCUCUCCUCCCCUUCUUGCUCCUAUGCUUCCCAAUCGUGCUCAGAUGACCUCCAAUCGAUUCCCGAUCAAUCCCGAAUUCAUAUAAGACCUUGAAUUUCAUCACUAACACUUGGAAAAACAUAAAAUACGACAAAUUGGGGUCAAUUCCCCUACGUAAACCUUCAUAUCAAGAAUACCUAUGCUAAGAUGGAUGUUUUGCAAAUUUUGGUACCUUUGAUUUAUGGAAAGAAAAAUAAGUGGCAAUUUUGGAUUUUUUAUGUAUGGAAAAAGAAAUAAGGGCGGAAACUGUGUUGUUUUCAAAUUUUUGGGAAGAGAAAGAAAGGAGAAAUUUAGUGUUUUUCAUUUUUUUUGAAAAGAAAGAAGAGGGAAAUGUGAAUGAUUUUAGUUUAUGGGUUGAUAAAGAUGGGGAAAAGUUGGUGUUUUUAAUAUUUUUAGAAAUGAAAGUAGAUAAAAUGUUUAUGCUUGCAACUUUUUUAUGUUUCAUAAUUUUAGUUUUUCAAAUAUAAAUCUUGAAAUAUUUACGUGGAGAGCAUGACUAAUUGAGUAUAUUAUACCUUUACCUGAAAUAGCUAAUUAACUAUAUUAGAUUUGAGAAUCUAUCGUUGGUGAUCUCAUCUUCACUCUAAUAUUACUCAAACUACCUCAAAUGAAGGUUAUUUUAUAUUAUAGAUAAUAUACUUAAUUACUUAUCAAUUUGAUUAUCACAAUGUGCUACAUGUGAUUGUAUAAGAGUUUAGCAUUUAGUGCCUAAGAAAUUGUAUAUGCAUUGAGAUAGAUGUUCAAAACUAAGUUAGAGUUUCAUCUUACAAAGGAUCAAUUAUGUAUUGAAGACUUGGAGUUCUAGUCGAUUUAGGGUUGUUAUUACAAAUUAUGUGAAUAUAAAUGUUUUCAAAGCCAAACAAAGCCGGUCAAUCGAACCGAUAAAACCAAGACCCAACCACCAACACAGCCCGGAACAUAAAAAAUAAACAAUUGCUUUUAGCCGACCAACCGUGCCCAGCUAAACAAUUGGCCUCCAAAAGUCCUAGGCCUAGGCCCAUAUUGUUUGGUUCCGGCUUGCACAACAUGAAGCCUAAACACUUGGACCCAGGGUUGUCAAGCCGGCCGGCGUGCCACCGGUUGAACCUGGUUCAACCGAUAUCAGUCGUAAAAUUGGCGUGACACCACCGGUAUGACCGGCAUGAUUGAUAUACGAAUCUCUAAGUAAAAUGACCUUAUUUUAGUGAGUUUAAUUGAUAAAAAUAAUUUUAUUAUUUAUUUUAUGAGUAUAAAAGUUAAAUAUUGAUGUUAUUUGUUGGAUUCAAGUAUAAAUGUCUAAGUAUUGACGUUAAAUGUCAUGUUUAAAUAUGAGUAUUUAUAAUUUUAUUUGUAAUAUUGACCGGCAUGAACCGAUACAAACCGGUAUGUGCCACCGAUCGAACUAUUCCACUUGCUAAACCGACACACUGGUAUAAACCGGUUUGACAAUUGCUUGGUCCUCAAAAGAACACAUUUUGAGGCCACAAUUACCAUGAGAACUGCCACCACAGUUUUAAAAUAAGUGGCGUAGUGAAAUUUUCUUACACCAACAGAUGAUGUACUUCAACCAAUUUCUAUCACUUUUAAUUUCACUCUCUUCCCCUCCCCUCCAGUUGAAAGCAAGACUAUACCUGCAUGCAAACCAACGCUAACAAUUUAUCAAUCAAUCGAUGUAAAAUAAAGUAAGAAAUUAAGAUGGGGAGAUUGGAUUCGUACAUGCAUGGAAGGAUGAUGAUCAAGAGCAUGACGACAAACUUAGCAACAAUUCUGCAGAUAAUCACCAUGGCUAUCUUUCUUGGGGUAGAAAUUGAUGAUUGACCACUGCUGCUGCUGAAUAAUAUUUAUAUAUAGUAUGAAGAGUUCUAGAGGCCUGAAUAUACCAUUCAUAUACAA